Phascolarctos cinereus (koala) is the source of this 914-nucleotide messenger RNA. The record is from RefSeq and is a predicted model, not a curated record. NCBI's taxonomy places the organism in Eukaryota, Metazoa, Chordata, Mammalia, Diprotodontia, Phascolarctidae.
UGCUCUUGGGGAGAAGGCAAAUGACCAGAAGGAGUUCCAGGAAGAAGCUAAAGAGGGGCUCGAGGUCAGCACAAGUUGGGCUGUGGAGUCAAUCCAGCUGGAGCCAAUCACAGGGAACUUUGGAGCUCCACAGUAGAGGGGGCAGUCAGGCCUCUUCUCUGCUUGUUCUAGGUCACAGGGAAGCCCUGCUUGGAGUGGAGAUGCCCAGCUCCAGGGUGCUGCAUGUCACUUGUAGUGGUGGUGAUGGCCAGGAUGGCAGGGUCUCCCCCAGCAGCUACUCCUCCAGCUCUCCAGACAAGAGACACCCACCCAUGCCACCCUGGAGGUUGCCCAGUAAUGACUGGCUGCAGAGGCUGUUUUUUCUGACUGGAGCUGGGUUUCCCUGGUCCUGGGAUGUCUCUGUGUCACUGCUGGGUGCCAUCAAGAUGGGCCGGCUCCCUCUCCUCAGCAGAGUGGGGGGUGUUCAGCCUCAGCUCCCUCAGGGUGGUCUGUUCCACAUGGUGAGGGCUGGCUCCCCACUUCUGCUGCAGCUGAGAGGUCAAGGUGGCAGCUGCAGACCAGUCCACAGCAGGCUCCACCAAGGAGCCUUGGGCACCCUCCAAUUUCCAGGGGGCCCUGUCUGCCUCGUUGACAAAGAGCCAGCCAUAGGCAGGGAAAUAAUCAAGGCUCAGCUUGUCCUGCAGGAAGGACAGCUGAGUCUGGGGGCUCUUCUCCAACCUGGCCUAGAGAUGUGGCCUCUCCAAAGCCUCUCCAGCUGUCUCCAGGCCUGGAGAACAUCACCAACCGUCAAUCUCCUGAUGCUGGCCUUCCCAAGACUUCCUAAGCCCACACUGGGCAGUGAAUGGAGUGCCUGUAAAGAAAUGUCAACAUUAAGUCAGCAAGGACUUCACACAAGGUGAGUUUUCACAAGGGAA